AGAACGUAUUCUAGGCGCGCAAGGCUGAGUACGUGAAACUCAUUUGCUACGCGUUCGUCUAGCACGUGCGACCACUGUUCUUCGCGCAGCGAACGUUGUGCGCGCGGCGUCUUUGGCUUCUCUACUCUCGUUCGGCACGCACACUCCAACGGGUUGCUUCUAUACUUCCACUAGCGAGAAUCCUUUAAUAUCAAGUCGAUCGUCAUGGCAGAAGAGUAUCUUUAUGGAAUUACCCUCGAAGGACUGAAUUCUAGCGAGGUAUGGGAUCCAGAGCAUAAAAACGACGACUCAGACGGAACAAACCAACAUUUCGGUGCCGAUCAGAAGCUGAUUAUAAAAAUGGCUCUUCUAGGCCCAGAGGCUAAACCUGGUGAACUUAAUGUAUUACAAGUUGAAGCAAUGGGCUUAAAAGGACCCAUCAAAACACCGAUUGCUCUACUGGAGAUGGGAAAAACUGCACAGAUUAUUCUGGAUCUCAGUUUUCCUGACCCUCCAGUCACAUUUACUUUGGUUAAAGGAAGUGGUCCUGUUCACAUAGUAGGACAUAAUCUACUUGGUACACACAUGGAGGAGUUUGAUGAUAUGGAUGAUGAAAUGGAAGAAGAGAACAUCGAUGAUGAUGAUGAUGAUAAGGAGCCAGAAGAUGAGGAAGACGAUGAAGAUGAACCCAAGAAGAAGAAUGCCAAAUUAUCAACUGCAGCCAAAUACAAAAAUCAAGCUAAUAAGAACAAGAAAAAAUAAGCACGAGCCUUAUUAUUAUGGAAACAACAAACUUUUAAGUUAGGCUAAGCGUAAGUCCAUCAAUAUCAUCCGCAUUUGUGCGAAUCUAGUAUCGUUUCACCAGAUUAUCAGACGACAACGUUGCCUUCCACGUUUCUACAACACAACUGGACCAAUGAAAACUAUUAUAAAAUAUUACGCUAUGUACGAAGAAUAAUGUCGCAUUUCUUUGAUGUAUAAAAAUUUUAAUUAUGUCAUAUGUCUGUUACGAACAGAAAGUGGAAUUUAUUUUAAUAAUAUUUUUCCCAAAAUGCCUUAGAGGAAUGACCCGUAUUAAACAAACUCUACGGGAUAUUAAGAAUGUGAAUCAAAAAUUAUUUUUUUGACAAAAUUUUAUGGAGUUGAAAGUUCAAAGGGCAUUCUUCUGAGAGCCAAUUGUAUGUGUUAACUCGCUUUGUUUUGUUACGGGGCUGCUAAAGAAAAGAAAGAAAAGACCAAAUUGUGAUGAAAAUUACUAAAAAAAAAAAAAAAA
Molecule: messenger RNA, 1252 nt
Organism: Bombus impatiens (common eastern bumble bee)
Lineage: Eukaryota; Metazoa; Arthropoda; Insecta; Hymenoptera; Apidae
Product: nucleoplasmin-like protein
Exons: 5
Coding region: 205-741 (178 amino acids)
Biological process (GO): chromatin remodeling
Cellular component (GO): nucleolus; nucleoplasm; cytoplasm
Molecular function (GO): chromatin binding; histone binding; RNA binding
Source: RefSeq, a predicted model, not a curated record